Eurypyga helias (sunbittern) is the source of this 372-nucleotide messenger RNA. It is a transcript of the gene SMU1, whose product is annotated as smu-1 suppressor of mec-8 and unc-52 homolog (C. elegans). Gene Ontology annotation, cellular component: precatalytic spliceosome. NCBI's taxonomy places the organism in Eukaryota, Metazoa, Chordata, Aves, Eurypygiformes, Eurypygidae. The transcript has 3 exons. The record is from RefSeq and is a predicted model, not a curated record. The annotation marks the transcript as partial. Gene Ontology annotation, biological process: mRNA splicing, via spliceosome. Gene Ontology annotation, molecular function: protein binding.
GAUUUGAAAUACCAAGCCCAGGAUAAUUUUAUGCUAAUGGACGAGGCGGUGCUUUGCAUGGCCUUCAGCCGGGAUACGGAGAUGCUCGCCACCGGAGCGCAAGACGGGAAAAUCAAGAUUUGGAAAAUCCAAAGCGGACAGUGCUUGAGGAGAUUGGAACGUGCUCAUAGUAAAGGAGUGACGUGCCUGAGUUUUUCCAAAGACGGAAGCCAGAUCCUUAGCGCUUCCUUCGAUCAAACCAUUCGGAUCCACGGUUUAAAAUCCGGGAAGAUCCUGAAGGAAUUCCGAGGUCACUCGUCCUUCGUUAACGAGGCGACGUUCACCCAAGACGGUCAUUACGUCGUUAGCGCUUCCUCCGACGGGACGGUGAAG